Siniperca chuatsi (mandarin fish) is the source of this 5343-nucleotide messenger RNA. RefSeq names its product mitoguardin 2 (gene miga2). Gene Ontology annotation, biological process: mitochondrial fusion. The coding region runs from base 334 to 2136 and encodes 600 amino acids. NCBI's taxonomy places the organism in Eukaryota, Metazoa, Chordata, Actinopteri, Centrarchiformes, Sinipercidae. The record is from RefSeq and is a predicted model, not a curated record. The transcript is spliced from 16 exons.
GCAACCCUCCAUACUCCUCGCUCCAUUGGCUGGUGGUCGCGUCAGUAUUCCUGAGUUUCUGAAGCCCUCGCCCCCAAGCAAAAAGCUAGUGUGUGGCUUUCACUGACUUGUGAUACAGGAAUGUCCUUCCCUACCGCCUCUGAUGCUCACGGGUAAUAAAUCUACAGUCAGACACUGGACCAGUGUGGAGUACAAGCCCAGUAGUGGAUGACGACAGACGGUUCAUCAGCAAGCCCUGAGCUGGCUGAUCUCAGAGCAGAGAGGAGACCUUGUUUAGGGUGAAUGUGAGGGAACUUUGGAGAGCUGUGGCCUGAAGGCAUUUCGAUUUCUGAGAUGUCAGUCAAACAAGCAGAGGGGAUGUCCAUCGCCCAGGCUUUGGCCAUGACUGUAGCAGAGAUACCUGUGUUUCUCUAUUCCACAUUUGGGCAGUCCAUAUUUUCUCAGCUAAAGCUUACCCCAAGCUUGAAGAAGGUGCUGUUUGCCACAGCACUGGGCAGUGUAGCUCUGGCUCUCACUGCUCAUCAGCUGAAAAGGCGGGGGAGAAAAAGGAAGCAGGUAACACAAGGGAAGGAGGGCCAGAAGACAGUGGGAAUACCUGAGGCGCUGAUGAAGACAGGAAGACCCUCGUCAUUAAAGAGAGGUCAGUUUCCUGGCCGACAGAUGAUGAGUCCCAGUACUCGGAGCAAUGACACCAUGAGUGGAAUUUCUUCCCUGGCUCCCAGUAAACACUCAAGUUCUUCACACAGCCUGGCAUCUAUGCGGGUCCCAAGCUCUCCAAAUCAGUCUGCCAAUCCAUCCACCCCCUGGGAAGCGGAGCCUGUGGUGGAAGAGUCAGGGGCAGUAGAGGAUGCAAAUGCAGAAAAUCUCUAUUUAAUGGGGAUGGAGCUGUUUGAGGAAGCUCUACAAAAGUGGGAACAGGCCCUGAAUAUUCGCCAUCACAGCCAUUCGACCUCCAGCAACAACAGCCUCGCUCUGCAGGGGGCAACGUGUGGAGAGUUUCCUAUGGUUGAAGCCCGUAAUAAAGUGUUUGCAGAGAAGUUGGAGACACUACUGCACAGGGCGUACCACCUACAAGAGGAUUUUGGCAGCACUAUCCCAACAGACAGUGUGCUGGCAGACUUUGUCAGAGUUUGUGUUGCUCCUUUGGCAGAGAGUGAAGGAACUCUUAUCUUGCCUCAAGUGGAGAGUUUCCACAGACUUCGAGAUGAUGAUGCGACUACUGUUGCCUCUGAUGAUUCCUUCUUCUCAGCUGCAGAGAUUUUUGAUGCUAUGUCUCUAGAAGAGGUCUACCAGCCACUGAAGCCAGCAGCUCUCUAUGAAGAAGCCUUGUCUCUGGUCCGGGAGAGCAAAGUGGCCUAUAGGUCCCUGAGGACUGAAUUACUUGAAUGUUUUGGUGACCAAGACUUCCUUGCCAAGCUUCACUGUGUGAGACAAGCAUUCCAGGUCCUGUUGUUAGAUGAAACCCACCGCACAUUUUUCAUGGAGACCGGGAAGCAAAUGAUUACGGGGUUAAUGGUGAAGGCAAACAAGAGUCCCAAAGCCUUCCUGGAGAGCUAUGAGGACAUGCUGCUUUACACUCAGCGAGAUGAAACGUGGCCCAUCACUAAGAUGGAGCUGGAGGGCCGCGGGGUGGUGUGUAUGAACUUUUUCGACGUAGUGUUGGACUUCAUCCUGAUGGACGCGUUUGAAGACCUGGAGAGCCCUCCCUCCUCUGUGGUAGCUGUGUUGAGGAACCGCUGGCUCUCUGACAGCUUUAAAGAGACGGCUCUGGCAACUGCUUGCUGGUCUGUCCUUAAAGCGAAAAGGCGUCUUCUUAUGGUUCCUGAUGGUUUUAUCUCCCACUUCUAUGCCAUAUCAGAACAUGUGAGCCCAGUUUUAGCUUUUGGGUUUUUGGGACCGAGGCAACACUUAAGUGAAGUGUGCACUAUCUUCAAGCAACAAAUCGUGCAGUACCUGAAGGAUAUGUUUGAUCAUGACAAGGUCCGCUUCACCUCCGCUCAGUGCUUGGCUGAGGACAUCUUGAACCUUUCCCACCGCCGGAGUGAGAUUUUACUGGGGUAUCUGGGAAUCAAUAGCCUCAUGGAGCUCAAUGGUGCCCUGCCCAAAGACACAGAGGGCUCCUCAGGGCACAACUAAGACGACUAGGGUCACUAAGGGCUUCACUGGGCUUGUACAGGCCAAAUGCAGUAGACUGACCAGUAGGAAACGGCAGGACUCGUGGCUCAUCACUCAUUCUUGUAUCUCCAUUAAGACUAUUGAAUCAAGCUCCUGUGAUUCACUGAGAAUCAGCAUUAUUCGUUCAUUCAUCUGUGUUCAUCAAACACAACUACUGUAAGAGGAUAUAUUUUCACCAGAUCUACAGUAUCACUGGUCCUUGUACUAAAGAGGGAGAGCGGUUGGAUGAUAUGAUUCCAUCUCUCCCUUGUUAUCAGCUGCUGUUUUGCGUAUCAAGAAUGCCUGUGGUACUUGUGUAAUCUCAGACAUGUGAGGACUUGUCUCUGCCUUGUUGGAUGACAUGGAUACUUCUUAAAAACACACCUGACAGAAGCCCUCCCACCACAUUAAGACUGGGCCUUCUUCAUUAUUUCUUCACAUGGAUCAAGUCUUUUCAGAGAACCAGUAACCUUCCAUUCAUCUGACUUGUGGAAUCGAGUGGGAUAUCAUAGUCUUUGUUAUUAUGUGAAGAGAAAUGGUGUGAGAGUCUGUCGAUAUUGUGCGUUUCUAUGCUUUACAUUAAAGGGGGAAGGAUAUUUGUGAUAAUUCUUGACAGGCUUGGCCAACUGAAGACUUGUGCUGCGUGAUGAAGGACAUAAUGGAUUUGUCUCCUCACUGAUUGAUCUUAAAUCCUCUUUAAUCCGAAGAAGUAUUCCAAUUAUUAUUCCAAUUUUCACACAGAAUUAUUGCCGUUUUGAAAGUGUAACAGAAAACAAAUAUCUGAAACAGUGUAACAGGAAACGCAUCACUUCUUGACUAACAAGUUCAUUGUUUGUUUUCUCAAAUUCUUACAAUUAAUGUAUUUAUUAAUUGGUUCAGCCACUUGAAUUGCUUCCAGAUAUUUGGACCUAAAUUGACUUGCUAAGCUUUAAUUCGCAGAAUAAAAAAGCUAAUAAAACAGUGACAUUUUUUUAGGGAAAGUAUCCAAACACAAUUUGUAUGAAGAUAUAAAUCAGUUUUCAAUGUAAAAUUUGCAAAAAUAAUACUUCUUGAAUAUGGUUUCUAAUUUUAAAGGUUACUGACUAUAAAUGAGUAUAGGAUGAUAAGAAAUGGAUAAGAAAAAUAUCUGCUGUUUUCACUCAAUAGGCCCUUUUCACAGCAGACAUUUUGACUUGUCAUAGUAGGAAAAUCCCAGGUGUUAUUUAUAGCAUUAACGAUGGCUCUGUUCUAUUCAGGUGUCCCAGUAAGCCGUGACAGUGAGCCAGCAUGCACAAUGCCAGGAGGCUGAAACUGAAGCAGCUAAAUGGAAUUCAGCCAUCAUUAAUUUUAUUAUUUACACCUGUGCUUUUCUUACUGUGACAUAUCAAAAUGUCAUAAAGAGUGCCUACCGGUGUGUCCAUGACUUUGUAAAAAAAAAAACAAAUGACUAGAAACACACAUGGACACAUAUUAUGUGUUGCUUACUUUCUUCCUGGAAUAUUUUGAAAUUGACACAACCUCUAAAUCAAACAGUGCCAACUACUACUCUUAGCAAGGAUAUUGUUGUUUUGUUUCUGAACCGGGCAUUGUACAGUUAGACUGUAACCUACAUAACAAGUGCACUGAUGAAAACCACUGAGUUCUCUGUGUUUUCCCCAAUACUGUGAACAUGUUGGAGCACAGAGAUGCCAAGUUAAACUGAGUUUUCGUCUGCGAUUCUAGCAUGGAUAACUCCACUACUGUAAAAGCAGAUUUGUGUUAUGCAGACUAUAGUUUGUGUUUGUUUAAGAAACUGACAGAUACUUAAGUAUCUUAUUGAAAUAUGAUAAGAUUAUUUAUUAUUAAAGGUAGUAGAAUCACAGAAUGUAUGCUUAUGGUUGACUGCAUGAGUGAGAAAAGGGAAGACAUUUCUGUCAAAUCAUUUUGGGUUUCAUAGAUCUUAGGGUACUUUGUAUGAUAAACUAUUGAAAUCAAAUUAGCAGAAGUCCGCUCUUUGUUAUUUGUAAUCAUAUAAAUGUGUGUUUUGUGGUCUUGAUAAUCCAAAUCCUACUCUUGUAGCAACAUGCCUCUGAAAUUCAGAGUUCAGGAUUGUUUUAUGGGCUCUUACAUGUCGCAAUACAAUCCCGUUGUGUUCUCCUUAAACUGUACUGGCUGUGUCAAGAGUUGUCAGCAUUGUAGGAUUAUUUCUGUUUCUGUCAAACAUGAACCAGAACUUCCAGCUGUAAAUAGGGCUUUUACACAACAUCAUUUAUUUCUUUGUUUUGACAUAUGUGCAGCUUUGUGUUUUUAAGCAUUUUGCACUUUAUCAGAAAAGCAGAAAGAUACAGGAAUGGCCAACAACCCCAUUUGAAUAAUCAGUAUAAGAGUUUAACUAUACAAAACAUAUUGAAUUAUUUAUUGCUUCGUAGAGCUGACAUUAUUGAUAACAUAGAGCGUAAAUGAUGUACAGUAGAGAAAUUAUCUUCCCAAAAAAAAAAAAAACUAUUAUGGAAAUGGUUUAUUCUGGUUAUUAUCCAAAGUUUUUGUUUUAGUCUCCAUUGUUGAAAUGUUCAAAUUCUACAAUUUUAACUUUUGACUAUGUGUUUUCCAAUCCCUGAUGAACUGCUUCAAAAAAAGUUCUCCCAUGUUUUAGUCCUGUUAGAGUAUCAAGUAUAUUUGCAACAGUAUGCGUCAUGCAGGUAAAUGCAAUUAAGGAAAACUACUAAUGUUUAGGCUUGUGUUCACAUAUUGGUCUGCUUUUUAUGUGUCCUGAGAGUAGAUGAUCAGAGAUUAAUUCCUCCAACAGCCUUUGCAUGCUAACAGUGUAAAUUCUCUGAAAUGCAUCAAUCAGUAUAUCCCUGCAACAUUUAGACCCAGAUUCAGCUCUAGUUGUUGUUAGUUUUGGAAAUCCCAAUUAGAAAUAUUCUAAAGAAAAUCUUUAGGAGCUUAUAAUCAUUUUGAAAGUCAAAAUUCAGGCAUGGGCUCAACUAAAUAGUGUAUAUUAAGUAGAUUUUUACAAAGAUUUCAGAUGGCCAAAAUGUGGAUAGAUAGAUAGAUUUGUUUUUGUUUUUUGGUGAAAGUCUCUACUAUAUAUAAAGUGUCCUAUUCAUGCCUUUUGUCUUUUCUAUUGUUAAAUUACAAUGCCAGCACAAACUGUAAAUUGAUCUUGAUUCUCCAUAUUAAAUGUUAUUUUUGUUAUUAAACAAUAUGUUUAUUAUGCCUUUACCCUGA